AUGUCGCGCGCGUCAGCGGGCUUUGCCGACUUCUUCCCCAAUGCGCCUUCAGUGCUGAAGACUAAACGCAAGGAACCCUCCUCCGACCACCAGCCCACGCGUGCGCCGUCGCGCACAGAGUCGCCGUUGCGCUCGGACAAAGGCGUUGAAAACGCCGCAACUGCCGGCCCGCGCAGAAACAACGACACGAGUGCCGAAGCGCUCGAGCAACAACACCAGCCAGAAGAGGAUGACGGUGCGCACCGAGCUGACUCUGGCGACCUUUUGAUUGGCGUCGGCUCGGCAAGUUCACUUUCCAGCACAGCUUCCUCAGUCUUCAGCAGCUCCAGCAGCAGCCGCCAAACCAUGUCCUAUCCUGGACCCAACACCUCCAUCCACGCCCUUACCCCUCUCACAAACACCGAAUCGUCGCCACCAGACAAGGCGACCAGCCCCAGACCGUCGAAGACCUCGAAUGACCACAUGUCUUUGACAAACACCGACACUUACAGCGCGCCGCCGCCUGGUGCCUCGCAAAAUGUUGCGCCCGCCGAAGCGAUCACACCCGCAACGACGCCGCCCCAGACUCGCAGACAAGCCCGUCCAGGCCCCGGCGAAGAAAAAGGCUUCACCGUUGUCUACGACCCCGCGCUAGAUCCCAAGAUCCCGUCCAACGAGAGACACAAGCGCAAGGCGACAUACAGAAACAUACCCCGUGAUGAUAUCGCGGCGCCACCAGAUCCUCGUCUGGCAAUAGCCGGGUACACGACCGGAGCCCACAAUGCGGCAAGAGGGGUAAACAAAGCGAGACUACGGCUUGCGCCCUACACCGUCAAGCCGUAUGCCCCCGACAAAAACACCAUUGGCCCGCAGCCUGCGACGAGGAUCCUUGUGACCGGAUUGGAUCCCUUUACCCCGGAGAUGCAGAUCAAGACUUUUUUCUCCAGCUUUGGCAACAUUGCGGAGUUCGACAACAAGAUCGAUCCGGCGACAGGAAGUUUUCUUGGGAUUUGCUCCAUCCGGUACAGCGAUAGCAAGCCUGCGCGACAGGGAAAGUAUCCAUUGACGGCCGCGGCAUCUGCCAAAUUGGCAGAGAAGGAGGGCAAUGGAAGUCGCAUUCAACUUCGCCAAAUUAAAGUGGAGCUCGAUCGGGAAGGUCGCAGAGCGGCGCGCUGCGUCGACGAGGCCGUGAAGAAGAAUAGGAUGCGACAGCAGAAAGAGGAAGCUGCAUCUAUCAGAAAGACUGCGGAUACAACGCCAGUAGUCAUACCUCUCUCCGAACCGCCACCCGACGCGCCAAAGGGACCUUCAGGCAAAGGUGGACAGGGCCCCAGACCGCACGUCGCGCCUCGACCGAUUCGUCCUGAGCACGCCCUCGUCGAAAACGAACCCAUCAUCGAUAAGAUCAAACGCAAGCCGUAUAUUUUCAUCGCACAUUGCUACGUUCCCGUCCUCGGCACAACGAUCCCGCAUCUGAAGAAGCGCCUGAAACUAUACCAAUGGCAAGAAGUGCGGUUGGACCGAACGGGCUAUUACAUCAUAUUCGAGGACUCAAAGCGUGGCGAAGAUGAAUGUGAGCGUUGUUACCAGGAGUGCAACAUGCAGGCGCUUUUUACCUAUGUUAUGAACAUGGAGUGCGAAAAAUACGGAAACCCUAAUUAUGUUAGGAGCCCGAGUCCGGAGCGGGUACUUGCAGAAAAGAAGAAGAAGGAAGUCGAAGAAGAAAUUCGGAGGGAAGAGGAGCAGGAUCUUGAGGAGGAGAAGAAGGAGCGGGCAGAGAACCUGGAUCCGGUCACGGCUGCCAAGGAACGAUUACACACGGAGCUGCUGGAGCAGAUCAUGAGCGACAUCAAGACGCGAAUUGCGGCUCCGGCAAUCUACGAUUAUCUGGACCCAGCCAGGCACGUUGCGAGGAGGAAAGAGUUGGGCGUGCGGGAUCCCACGCUCGCUGAAGCCAAGACUCCCACUGUCCUCUUCAGCGCAGCGGAAAAUGUGCUUCCUCACAAGUCGAAAUUCGGGAAGGGCAACAAGAAUCUACGGAAGUCUCUGGCUGCGAACCUCUCUCAGAAUCAGAGGAGAGGCAAGGGUGGUCACCACUACGAAGUCAACGCAUUCGCAGACGAGAGGCGUAGGAAGCCCCCGCCAAAGAAGCAUAAUGCAUUUAGGAAUCUUCACCGGCAGAUGCAGAGCUUUGAGGAUGAGGAUUCGGAUGAUGAACAGAGUACUCUGACAAGGGAUACUGAAGAGCAGGAGAGCAGGUCCAUCAGUCGUAUGUCUUCAGCGGCUCCUGAGGAGGAAGACGAGAUCAUACAGAUCAGGCCUUCUAAACGCAGGAAACUGGAACCGUUGUGGGGUGAUGCCGAUACCCAGGAUGCCCAGGCCCGCCGUCUAUUCCCUCAUCUCAUCAACAAGGACCCGACGGAUAUGGCAGACGGAGAGCUCGAUCAAGUGGUUCACGCCUUCCCGCAUACUUCGGACCUCUACAAGAGAGCUAAGAGUGAAUUGAAGUUCCGCAAGAUCCAGCGAGAUGCAGCUCUCGUGUUUGGUGGGGAAGACGAAGAAGAAGAUUCUCGUGCUGGCAGCGUGCAACCACCGACGGAAGCGGCUACGCCAGUCGAUACCGUCGAGGAGAUACAGAUCGAGACACCGGAGCCAGAGGUCCCCAUCAAGACAGAGAAGAAGAAGCCAUCCAAGCCCAAGAAGAAGACCAAGAAGCAGGCUCUCCUGGACGAAAAGCCAGAACCCUCGCCUCUCAAGUCUGAGGUUGAAGAGACACCGCCUAUCGAACCUGUGCCCCUGGAGGAAGCCCCGAAGGUGGCGGAAAUUGUCACAGAAAACCUCAUGUCUGAAGAUCCAAUUUGGGGAUUCUCCAUCGACGAACCUCGUUCGACGAUAGAGGAGAAGCUGGAUUAUGUCAUGGACAUUGAUGGCUGGCAAUUCACCGUCAAAGACGCUGAAGAUCUUCGUUACCUUAGUGCAGCGCUUGAAAAUGUGCGGCCGGCGAACGUGGGUGAUCCCAACCUCUUCGCAUACAAGGAGAAGCACGUCAAGAAACUCAACACCGGUCUCGAUGGCGUUGCGUACAAAGAAGUCAAGAUCGAGGACUACUACAAACCCAACCCAACAGGCUGUGCCAGGACGGAAGGCGUCAAGAAGAUCCUGGAAGCGGAGAAGUCCAAGUACCUGCCACACCGAAUCAGAGUCCAGAAGGCUCGUGAGGAGCGUGAGGCUUUGGCAAAGAUCAAUCCGAACGCCUUGGCGCAGUUGACUAAGCCUGCUGUUGCGCCGAAGACGUCGACGACGACCUCUCGCUCGAACCGUGCGAACAACCGCCGUCUCGUCAACGAGAUCAGUACCCAAAAGCAGGCUCUCGCUGCAGAUGGUGGUGACAACAUCGCAAUCCGCUUCAACCAGCUGAAGAAGCGGAAGAAGCUCGUUAAAUUCGACCGAUCAGCCAUCCACAACUGGGGUCUCUAUGCCCAGGAGGAUAUUUCUGCCAAUGACAUGAUCAUCGAAUACGUCGGCGAGAAGGUGCGCCAGAAGGUGGCGGAUAUCCGUGAAAUAAAGUACGACAAACAGGGCGUGGGUAGCAGUUACCUUUUCCGUAUCGACGAAGACAGCGUUGUGGAUGCCACCAAGAAGGGUGGCAUUGCACGUUUCAUCAACCACAGCUGCACACCAAACUGCACAGCGAAGAUUAUCAGGGUGGACGGCACGAAGCGCAUUGUCAUCUACGCGCUUAGGGACAUCAAGACGAACGAGGAGCUUACGUACGACUACAAGUUUGAGCGCGAGAUCGGUAGUGAUGACCGUAUCCCGUGUCUUUGCGGUUCUGUCAACUGCAAGGGUUUCCUCAACUAG
Molecule: messenger RNA, 3840 nt
Organism: Lasiodiplodia theobromae
Lineage: Eukaryota; Fungi; Ascomycota; Dothideomycetes; Botryosphaeriales; Botryosphaeriaceae
Product: Histone-lysine n-methyltransferase
Exons: 3
Coding region: 1-3840 (1279 amino acids)
Cellular component (GO): Set1C/COMPASS complex
Molecular function (GO): histone H3K4 methyltransferase activity; RNA binding; protein binding
Source: RefSeq, a predicted model, not a curated record